UUCCUAGGUAAUGUGAUAAAACUUCACACAAAACCGUUUCCAUGUUGUGAAAUGAAUAAUUUUGUCAUGGGAGAAAAAUUCAUCCAACAACUCAUUUCAGAUUUGAGUAAUAUAGAAUUUUUUCAAAAGAGUAAUGAUCUCUAUAAAUUUAAGCAGAGUAAUGAUUUUAAAAUUCUGAAACAGAAGAGCACCAAAGUUGUGAGAGAAUUUUUUCUGAAUGAGUUCAGAAGAUGGAUAUCUGAGGUAACAAACAUGGAGCUGCUCAGUGUGGUCGAUUUAACGUCAUCCAAAUAUUCUUCCUCUGAUGUGCUGUUGUGCCACGAUGACGAACUGGACAGUCGAAGGAUAGCAUUUGUUUGGUACCUGGUCGAUCCUUCAUGGAGCCAGUCGGAUGGUGGAGAGUUGCAACUCUUCAAUUCAGAUGGUAACAUGGAACCAACAGAUGUGUCUCUCUCUCUCACACCUGCAUACAACAAGCUGGUCUGGUUCGAAGUUUCCGAGUACUCCCAUCACCAAGUAUCAGAAGUAUUGUCGGAGAGGAACUGUCGUCUGUCAGUUCAUGGUUGGUUGCAUUCGAAACCCUUGCCUCGGGUAGCCAGGUUCAUAGAGGCUCCACCUGCAUUGUACAGUCACUGCGAGGUUCAGGAAGAUCUUGUAAGAGAGUGGAUUAGUCCUCAAUAUUUGGAUGCAGUCGUCCAGGCUGAAGUUAGGUUGAACUUUGAGAAAACGUCAGAAAUCCAAUUACCCAACUUUUUCAUUCCUGUAAAGUAUAAAUUAAUUUGUGAGGCCUUCAAAAGAGCAGACUUGCCAUGGUAUUUGAAAGGUCCCGUCAACAAAAGAAAGAUAGGUGAGGAGGAUGAUGUUGAUGCUAAGAAUGAAGAGCUUCAUCUGAUCAGCGCGUGUUUGCGACUGUUGAGGUCGGAGGCUUUCUUCCUCAUUCUCUCUAACAUGACUGGACUCAGAUUUCAUAGAUUUGUGCCGAAAUCGAAUGAGAAUGCAAGUGAUGACGAUGACUAUGAUGAAACUGAUGAUGAGAAUAUAAAUAAUGACAUUAGUGAUGAAAAAUAUUGUGCAAAUGCAGUUGAACCGCCAUCGUCUGCAUCUUCUUCAAUGGCGUGUCCUGAAAAUGUUCCCAGGAAGCAUAAAUUUGAAUGUGGCGAUGGAAUGGAAUAUUGUGAAGUGGAAACCAAAAAACAAAAAGUUCACAGUUCUGAGGGCAAAGAAGAUGAUCGUGUUUUUGAAUCUUGUAAUGAGCUCAUCGACCAUGGGUCAUGUGAUGCUAAAUGCUCCUUCUCAGUUCGCAAGUGGGGUCAUGGCUGCUAUGCAACAGCUAAUAAUCACAUCCUUGAUAACGAAGCAUUAGAUGCACUCAUUGCUUUCAACUGCGAUGAUUGGAACUAUGAACAUGGUGGUUUUACAACAUACAUUUCAAAAGAUGAAGAUGAAGAGCUACUGACCAUAGAACCGAAAGAAAACUCAUUGAAUUUGGUGUACCGUGAGAAAGACACAAUGAAUUUUGUUAAGUAUAUAGAUAGUAGAUCAACUAACAACGCAUUUUUUGAUAUCUCCUUGACUUAUUUCGAAUAAAUAUUUUUAAUUUUGCUCAUAUUUAUUAAUAAAUUCAAAGUCAAA
This is a messenger RNA of Helobdella robusta, 1632 nucleotides long. RefSeq lists its product as hypothetical. Gene Ontology annotation, biological process: regulation of translational termination; peptidyl-proline hydroxylation. The transcript is spliced from 14 exons. Lineage: Eukaryota; Metazoa; Annelida; Clitellata; Rhynchobdellida; Glossiphoniidae. Gene Ontology annotation, cellular component: cytoplasm. Gene Ontology annotation, molecular function: L-ascorbic acid binding; iron ion binding; peptidyl-proline dioxygenase activity. Bases 52 to 1587 code for a protein of 511 amino acids. The record is from RefSeq and is a predicted model, not a curated record.